AUGUUGUUUCGAAAAACCAUGUCUGGGGUGAGGGAUCUCUCACGAGGCGUGCCUGUAGCACGUAAAGUCCUUAACCGUCUUUCAAGCUGCCCAUCAACUGAGUCAUUUUGCUUUGACGCCGUCUUGGCUGACGCCUGCAAAAGGGUCAAUGUCCCUGUUCCAUCCUCAUCAGAGGCGGUUCCGGACUCCAAAUGGUGGAAAAAACUUUGCAAUGCCUGUUCAGACAAACUUUGUUCUUCACGAUACGGUAAGUUAUUGUUGCGACAACGUCUUGUUCAGGCAUUGUCCGAACGAUUAGCAGUAGAGGAAGCUUUCCGAUUAAAUGGCCAUGAAAUCAAAAAGGAAGCUAUAGUUGAACCGGUGGUUGUGAUGGGCUUGCCUCGGUGUAAUGGGCAUCAGGCGGCGCAUGUUUUGUCGCGGUCAGGUCUGUUUCUCGCAUUUAAGCAAAGUGACACAUUUUCACCUUCACUUAUUCUUGACGUGGAGCGACGUGAUGCAUUUGAUCGGCAGUUUAGAUUGUUUAAUCGCCUCUACCCAGAAUUUCGUUGUGUCCGGACAAUUAAUCCCAGUCAGAUUGACGACGACCUUACGUUACAGCUCAUGUGUCCGCAGUCGUACACCUGGGGUCUUCUUCAUGGACUAGAUGAAUACCUUUUAGAGUGCUUGCAGGAGGAUCAGGCCGUUGUGUAUCAACACCUUAAGCGGGUGUGUCAGCUAUUCCAAUGGUACAAACGGUGUGGGCAUUUUUCAGAGUGUGUUUUACGGGAGGUGAAUCCUGUGAACAAUCCAAUUGAGGAGCAAAAAUAUGGCACCAAAAACUCUUUAUUGCAAACACAAUGGCUUCUUUUUUGUCCAUUUGCUAUUUUGAGCAUUGAGGCGCUUCACGAAGCAUUCCCUGACGUCAAACUUAUUUGGGUUCAUCGUGCUUUGUCGCAGUGUGUUCCGUCGUUAUGCUCCUCAUUUGCCAUCCACAACAGUAUUUACACCGGAAAACCACCGAGUGACUCCCAGCUGGCUACAAUGGGUGAUAAGGUUCUGGGCACCUUUGGUUCUGGUGCCGAGUACGCUAUCGACUAUCUUGCCAGCUUUGAUAAAUCUAGACUGGUGCAUUGGUCUAAUCGUGAUGUGAAACGACAUACGACGCGGCUAGCGACCAAAACCUUAGAGUACUUUGGAAUCGAAGUGGAUCGGUACCGUCGUUUGCAGAUGAUUAAUGGUCAAACGGAGUAUACGGAUAUAUUUCGUCCAUUGCAUGAUGCUCAGAUGCCUUAUUUUGGCUUACAUGAUGGAAUUAUUGGCGAAGCGCUUGAAAGUUAUAUUCAUCAGUUUGAGGAGUUUGCUUUCGAAAAACGCUUAGGUGUGACAGUUGAGGAGUAUCAGCCUCUGGCGGCUCCAGCAGAUCAGCAGUCUCUUGGAACUCUGCGGGUGAAGGGUGGUGGCGAGCCCUCAUUCCCAUCUUUUGCAGAAUCCCAGCCGAUGUCUGAUCAUUUCUUACAGGAAGGGAAAGGGUUUAAAUGA
This is a messenger RNA of Trypanosoma grayi, 1518 nucleotides long. RefSeq names its product putative phosphatidylinositol 3-kinase. The record is from RefSeq and is a predicted model, not a curated record. NCBI's taxonomy places the organism in Eukaryota, Euglenozoa, Kinetoplastea, Trypanosomatida, Trypanosomatidae. Bases 1 to 1518 code for a protein of 505 amino acids. The transcript has a single exon.